GACUCCCGACGUUGCAUAGGUGCACUUCGUCUUCGGUGUUGAAUGCGGGUCGCUAGGGUUGCUGAACUUGCUUUUUAAAACGCCUUUUGAAGUGAGGCAUAUGUCCAGCAUAUUUACACCGUUUCUGAGGGCCUUUUCUGGGUAUAUAAACAUGCAAACCAGCCAGUACAUAACCUCUCCUCCUUCCUUCGAUAUUCCUCACAACCAUGGGAUAUAUAACUCAUCGACAACACCCGCCCACUUACCUUGGAACACCUAUAACUAUUGCAAUGCUCCGCACGUCAAUCCUGAAUAUUACAGUAAGCCAUCCCACGUCGACAGCGGAAUUACACUGGUAUUUCUCAAUGGCAUGAUGCGACAUCAUAAGCGUACCCCCGAUAAUCUCUACCCAAACGAGAGAGAUUUGGACGCUUCCGUCACAUGGGAGUGCAAGCAUUUGGCCGCACACAGUUAUAUAGGUGGUACAGCCCGCAUAUUUCACGAAACAAUUAUCCCUGACUGGCAUCCUUUUGCUGUCGAAAUAUGGAAUGGGACCUGUGACUCGGGUCAACUCACUCGAGAGGGUUUGGAAGAUGCAAUUAAGCACGGUAAAGACUUCUGGUCGGUUUAUCAUGACAAAAAUGUUUUCUUGCAAAAUGUAGUGGAGGACGAUAUCUAUAUUCGUACUUCCACAGAGGCUAGAACUCAGCAUGUUGCAGGUGGAUUUCUCUUUGGAAUGGAUCCUUCAACUGCAGCGAAGUCGUGGCCUGUGUAUAUGCAGCCAAGAAAUAUUGAUGCAUUAGUACCUGGUUAUUCGUGUCCUACUGCCGAUGCUAUUCGCAGUGCUUACCAAUCAGUACCUGCGUGGUUAGAUCACCUCACCCAGCACGUCGAUUUGCAGGCCAGACUUGAGGCUACUCUAGGAACAGGUCACCUGAAUGCGUGGUCGUCUUGGUAUGACCACUAUUUUGAUACUUUUACUUCAAGGACGUGUCAUAGGCACCCGCUGCCUUGUAACUCCUCUGGCAAUUGUGUUUCACAAGACGAUGCGAGUCGAGUAUAUUUCUUAGGCGAUUGGGAAUACAAUUACAUUUGGAAUACUGCUGAAAAUGCGACAUUUUACAAUCAACUGACUUUUGGGGUCAUGUUUAUGGAAUUAGCACAAAAUCUCAGACGUUUUAGGUCGGGCGAGGAUCGGUAUAAGUUACGUUUGUACGUAGGUCACGACGGAUCCAUGAUUCGUCUGGCUUCCGGUCUUGGUCUCGGACAGAAGGCUCCUCUUCGUUGGCCAGCAAUGGGUUCUGAGAUUCUCACGGAGGUUUGGCGUACAUCCACAAAUCAGGACUUUGUUCGUGUUUUACAUGACGGGACCCCUGUGAAGCAUCUAGAAUGGGUUUCACUUCAGGACUUCAUAGAUCUUUUAGAGGCUCAGGUUCCUGAAAACAUCUUUGACACCUGUAACUUGGCGGUUACAUGAUGCCUUUAUCAUCCUUCGUAAUACCCGCUGCGUGGACCUGGAGUACGUGGGUGAUAAGGUGUCAAAGCCCAGCUAGGGACUCCUACUUCUAGUCUUGGCUCCUCGUCGCCAUC
Molecule: messenger RNA, 1569 nt
Organism: Serpula lacrymans var. lacrymans S7.9
Lineage: Eukaryota; Fungi; Basidiomycota; Agaricomycetes; Boletales; Serpulaceae
Exons: 10
Coding region: 101-1456 (451 amino acids)
Biological process (GO): dephosphorylation
Molecular function (GO): phosphatase activity
Source: RefSeq, a predicted model, not a curated record